UUCCCGGCUUCUGAGGCGGGCGCGGUUCUGCGGUGCUGGGCCCGCGAGGCCCAAGCAUGGCCUCUCCGCCGCCGGCCGCUCUCUUUUUGGGCCUCCUCCUUCUGCAGGGCGACCUGAGGCCUCUGUGGGGGGACCUGGUUUUCGUCCCUUCUUUCAUCCGAAUGUCGGGCCCUGCGGUCAGCGCGUUCCUAGUCGUCGGAGACACCGAGAAUGUGACUGUGACCCUGGCCGUGCUGCAUGACGAGGCGGGAGUCUUGCCGGUUCCAACUUGUGUCGGGCUGACCACUGAGGCAGAAAACUGGAGUGUGACAGUGACCCCCAGUGCAGUAAGGCCACAGGAUGUGCUGGAAGUGACAGUAAGGUUGAUGAAUGGUCUGGAAUGGUGUUCCUCUAAUGAGACAGAUUCUGUCUCCGAGUCCCCGUGUCUCCUCCAAACUCUUCUGGUUUCAGCGUCUCGCAGUUCGUCCUGUUUGGCACAUCUACUCAUCCAGGUGGAAAUGUACGCCAACUCUUCUCUGACCCGUAACGCCUCAGAGAACGUGACUGUUAUUCCUAACCAGGUGUAUCAGCCUCUUGGUCCUUGUCCUUGUAAUUUAACAGCUGGGGCCUGUGAUGUUCGCUGCUGCUGUGACCAGGAAUGCUCCUCCGAGUUAACAGAGCUGUUCCGGCGGUCCUGUUUCCCCGGCGUGUUUGGAGGAGAUGUCAACCCUCUGUUUGAUCAGCUCUGUUCCGCCGGGAGGACGCGCCCCGUCCCGGAGUGGUUUCCCCUCCUGUGCGUGCAGUCGUCCCUUGCCAACACGCCCUUCCUCGGUUACUUCUACCACGGUUCCGUUUCCCCUAGGCAGGACUCCUCCUUUGAAGGAUAUUUGCAUAUUGAUCCAAAAGACUUUUCAGACUUUGGUUACAAACAAGGAGACCCAAUUAUGACUGUAGAUAAGGCAUAUUUUACUAUCCCACAGGUGUCUCUGGCUGGGCAGUGUGUGCAGAAGGCCCCCGUGGCAUUUCUUCAGAAUUUUGAUGUUAAAUGCAUUACUGAUUUGGAAAUACACCAAGAACAAGAUGGUGUUCUCGAUGUGAAGAUAAAGAGUGGCGCUAUGGAAAGACGCAUAGUUAUACCAGAAGUAAUCUAUGAGGCAAGAACUGACCUAGACAAAUUCAUCACCAAUGCAGAAAUUCUUUUAAAUAAUGGAUCAGCCUCCAAACGUGUGAAUGUGGAAGAACAUUACAUUUUCAUAUGGAAUAAUAAGACAAUCCAUGGAAUAAAUGUCAAAAUUAUUUGGGCAGAAAUUAAUGCCCACCAGAAAGGAAUAAUGACACAGAGAUUUACAGUAAAAUUCUUAGGCUAUAACAGUGGUAAUGAAGAGGAAACAUCUGGAAAUCCAGGUUACCAACUUGGCAAGCCUGUCCGAGUCCUAAAUGCCAAUGGAACGAAUAAUGACACAACUUUUCACCUUUGGCAGUCAGCUGGAAGGGGUUUGUGUACAUCAGCAACUUUCAGACCCAUUUUAUUUGGAGAAAAUGCACUAUCGGGGUGCUUACUAGAAGUUGGGAUUAAUGAAAACUGUACUCAGCUCAGGGAGAAAGCUGUUGAAAGACUUGGUUCAUUAAUAAAAGCGACUCAUGUUGCAAUGAGAGGCAACUCCAAUUACAGUGACCUUGGUGAUGGCUGGCUCGAGAUAAUACAUGUAGAUGCCCCUGAUACAGGGGCAGACCUGCCUGUUAGCAGCGUGAACGGCAUCUGUCCGGAUGUUCCUGCUCAGCUGCAUAUCCGCAUCCUCGUCUCGGACGCUGGCUUGGUGGAAGGGAUUACUCAGCAGGAGAUACUUGGCGUAGAGACAAGGUUCUCCUCGGUGCACUGGCAGUACCAGUGUGGGCUUGCCUGUGAGAACAAGACCGACCUUUUCCCUAUCGGCGCGUCAGUCCAGUUUAUUAAAGUACCUGCACAGCUACCCCGCCCCCUGACAAGAUUCCAGGUCAAUUUUACAGAGUAUGACUGUAACAGAAAUGAGGUGUGUUGGCCGCAACUUCUGUAUCCAUUGACCCAGUAUUAUCAAGGGGAGCCGUAUCCUCAGCGUGUUGCCAAAGGCUUACUGUUGGUAUUGUGCCUCAUGCUGGCUGUGCUCCUCAGCAACCCCUGGAUCAGAAUGUUCCAAGCUUGGAGUCUGACUUCUUAGAGGCUAUAGACCCUUACUUCUGUGAUUUGGUAUAGUCCUAUGUGCCUCUUUGUAAAAUUUUAAUAAAUGAAAGUUUUUUUUU
Lemur catta (Ring-tailed lemur) is the source of this 2256-nucleotide messenger RNA. It is a transcript of the gene TCTN2, whose product is annotated as tectonic family member 2. The record is from RefSeq and is a predicted model, not a curated record. The transcript is spliced from 18 exons. The coding region runs from base 57 to 2174 and encodes 705 amino acids. Gene Ontology annotation, cellular component: MKS complex. NCBI's taxonomy places the organism in Eukaryota, Metazoa, Chordata, Mammalia, Primates, Lemuridae. Gene Ontology annotation, biological process: smoothened signaling pathway; protein localization to ciliary transition zone; cilium assembly.